Molecule: messenger RNA, 2964 nt
Organism: Prunus avium (sweet cherry)
Lineage: Eukaryota; Viridiplantae; Streptophyta; Magnoliopsida; Rosales; Rosaceae
Gene: MOS7
Product: nuclear pore complex protein-like protein
Biological process (GO): ribosomal small subunit export from nucleus; mRNA export from nucleus; ribosomal large subunit export from nucleus
Cellular component (GO): nuclear pore
Molecular function (GO): structural constituent of nuclear pore; protein binding
Source: RefSeq, a predicted model, not a curated record
CCCCUUUGGAAAACAAGACCUUCGGGACAAACAAAAACCAAAAGCCAAUUAAAGAAAAACAUAAAACUCAAAAGCAACGAAACGACGUCGUCCUCCACUCUCGCAUUUUCUCAAAGGGAAGGGGUGUAAAGAAGAAAAGCCUCCACAACUCCAGAGCUCGAAAGAGAAAGACUGUGAUAGAAUGAGGUUCAGCGUCGACCUCCAGGAAGCGGAAGCGGACCCGGGGCGGUCCCCGACGCCCAAGAGAGACGAAGUGGAGUGGGUCCCGUUGCAGAACCUCCCGGUCUUCUCCUCCGCCACCGGCCCGGUCCGCGACCCGACCGCAGCUCGACCGCUCAGAAACCUCUUGGCUUGGGACGGAGCGUCUCGGCUUUACUUCUGGGACUCCGAUAAGCUCUGCCUUAACCGGAUCUCCAUUCGCCUCGGCGAGCCCGACCAGACUUCCGUCCUCGCUGCUUCGCCUUCUAAGGUGCUGCAAGCAGAUGUAAAUCCUGACUUUGCGGUUCAAAAAAUCUCGAUCAAUAGGAAUGGAUCAGCAUUGCUUCUUUCUGGUUCAGGUGGUCUAUGCGUUAUGUAUCUUUAUGGGCGUACUUCCAACAAAGACAAUGCAACGAUUUGCAGGACUGUGACUGUUGGUUCACCAAUCUACUUAAGUGGAAGCAAUAUCAUACGUAUUCUGCAAGUUUCAUGGCACCCUAACAGUGACACCCAUCUGGGAAUUCUUUCCUCUGAUUCAGUUUUCAGAAUAUUUGAUUUGUCUUCAGAUCUUAUUCAACCAGAGCAAGAAUAUUAUCUACAGCCUGUGCAACCAGGUAGAUCUAGGAAUGCAACAUCAAUUUGCCCGGUGGACUUCUCAUUUGGGAGUGAUCAUCUGUGGGACUUGUUUAGUGUUUUCAUUUUGUUCAACGAUGGUUCAGUUUACAUCCUGUGUCCUAUUAUACCAUUUGGAAGUGCUUACAAGUGGGAAUCCAUAGUAGAGAUCUAUAAUGAUGCUCAGACAUUUGGCCUGAAGUCAGCCAACUCAGUGGCUGUUAGUAAUUCAAAUCUAGCUAUUUCUUGGUUGGAAGCAACAUUUCCAGCAAUUGCAGACCAAGAAACAGAAGGAUCAGAUCUAUAUGUGUUAAGAGCUCAUCCUUAUGCUUUAUUUGAUGCAUCACUCUCACUGCAGGGACCCCUGAGGAAAGUGUGUCGUGAUGAGGAUGAAGAAGGUUCAGCCUUUCGGGGUGCAGAAUGUGAAGGUGGAGCAGUCAGUUUUCUUUAUAAUUUAGUCGUCAAAGAUUCAAUUCUGGUGACUGCCUGGAGUGGUGGGCAAUUGCAAAUAGAUGCUCUGGCUGAUGAAAUCCAACCGGUGUGGAAUGUCGGCAGCCCACCUCGCCUUCGUGUUGAUUCCAACGAUCAUAUACGGGGUCUGGCAAUGAUUUGUGAGCCAACCCCAGGUAAGGUUUCACCUGUGAAGCUUAAUCAACCUCUUGAUAGCACUCUUUGGUUGGGGCACCCUCCCCCUCUGUUGAGACUGGCUAUUGUGGAUCUGGCUCUGCCUAGGAAAACAAAAGGCGGUUCUCUUAUUAUGAUGUUUAUUGAUCCCCUCAUGCCGGAAAGAAUAUUCACCCUUCAUGAUGGAGGGAUAGAUUCAAUAGUGUUGCAUUAUCUCCCGUUUACAAAUCAGAUCAGUGGCAAGAAUGAGACCAUGAGAACUCCUUCGGUGCAUCCUGUUCUAAGCACAUGCCAGGGAGAAAUCUCCUCGCAAUCUCCACUUUCUGGUUUUGUGUCAUUAUCAGAUUCAUUCGGGUGUUCAUGGAUUGUGGGAGUCACUGGUUCUCGAGAAUGUAUCGUGCUGGAGAUGAAGACUUGGAACCUGUUGCUUCCUUUUCAAGUUGAUAUGGAGGGCAAAUCUCUUCGCCUGGAAGAACCAAAAGAGAAAGAUAUGCCAGAUAUGAUAAGCAAAGAGCUCCUUGUUGGACCUAAGGUGGUUCUUGUUCCUCAGACCUCACCAAAUGUGCGUUCUGUUUCUGCUGAUUCUAUUGAAGGUCGAUCAAUGCUUCAUGAUUACUUCAAGCUUUUUCAUGAAAAUUAUGUGGAGUAUGCACAUAAGGUUUACUUUGAACUGAAGCAUCAUGAACCUCUCUUGAAGAAGAUAAUUAAUGACCAGCAUGCUCGCUUAGGUGAUGCACAACAGAAGCUCUUGCAAGUAGAGGAGAAACAAUUAAAAUUGGAGAACAGGAUUGAUAGUGCAAUCCAGCUGCACAAUGUUCUGGAGGAGCGGUUGAAACGUCUGCGGAAAUUGCCUGGGCCUCAUAAAAAACCAUUGUCCAGAGCUGAGCGAGAGUUCAAGUCUGAGCUUGACCUCUUUUCCGGAGUUGAGUUGGACGCAUUACAUUCUUCCAUGAACGCUUUAACUGCAAGGUUGAGAAGGCACGCACAGUCGCCAAAGGGCAAUACAUCAAACCAACAAAGGCUGAUAUCAAGGAGGAAAGAUCCUGUGGAAGAAUCUCAAGUCUCCCAGCUGAAAUCCUCACUUGAGAAACUUUCACUGGUCAAUAGUGAGAAUUCAAAAAAGGUUAAGCUUGUUGAAUCUGCAUUAAAAAGUCGGGAAAGCAGCAGAUCCUGAGACCUACGUUGUUUUUGAAUCUGCUAUUGAAUUAUGGUAACCCGGAUGGAUGCAAGUUUUGAACCUGUGGCAGGGCACAUUCUGUCUGCCUCUCUAUUAGAGGGUGUGGCAUUUUGAACAGUAUCUCCAGUCAAAUGUUCGAGUUGAGUAGAAGUUUCUAGAAAUUCAACCAGGGCCACCAUCCACUGUAGUUUGCUGGUAUGCUAGUAGUGGCAGAUGCUCUGAUUGUAGUGUACAAAAGCCCUAUAGUGCUCUAGGAUGUGUUUUACUGUAUUUUCUUAUUGCUCAAUGGUUUCUUACUGAAUUCUGAUUCCUUGAACUUCUUUCUGAUGGUAUAUGUUAAAUCUACCAAACGA